AUGAAAUCAAUUAUUGUCCUCUCCUUCUCUCUUUUCAUCUUGAAAGUUUCUGGAAUUUGUAUUAAUUCUACGCAUUUAGAGAUUAACGGGCGGUGAGUUUCGAAGUUUUUUAGUUUUUCAAAAAUAUAUCAUCAGUUACAGAUGUCUGCAAUUCAACAACGAUGUGUAUUUAGAUUGGGAAGGUGCACGGCGUGUAUGUCAUGAUCAAGGAUUCUCUUUGGCAAGCAUACAAAGUUCCUGGGAAUCUGAACAAAUCGCAGAUUAUGUUCGACGGCAAGCAAAUGGAACAAGUUCAACAUUUUAUUGGUUCGGGUUACAUUAUCAAAAUUCCACGUGGAUCAAUGACGAUGGAACUUUUGUAAACUAUUUCAAUUGGUCGCCAGAUUUUCCUGAUCAAUAUCCAUACGUACUUGCGUAUAUCACUGAUGGAAAAUGGAUUACCAUUGAUUCAUCAGCUGAAGAAGCUUUCCUGUGUUCGUAUUCUGGUUUUUUGGAUGAUACCACAACUCCUGGAUCAACAACUAGUGGAAAGUUAACAACGAUUUCAAGAUCUCCCACAGUUUGUCAACCGGAUGAUGUGAAGUUGAAUAAGCGGUGCUAUAGCUUUAUUGAAAAUGAAUUGUCUCAAAAAGAAGCAAAAGCUGAAUGUGCAAAGAUUGGAAAAACAUUGGCAGUGUUUGAUACUUUAAGCCAAAUGAAUUUUAUAACUUGUGAGUUACUGAAAUUCGGAGAAUGGGUCUUAGAGUUUACUUAACCCAAAGUAAAACCUAUCGACACGAUUUUUCUAGCCUAUGCCCAAUCUCAAUUUGAAACCACAGUCGGAAGUUUCUGGAUUGGCCUAGAACGCUCAAGUUCAUCUUCACCAUUUUAUUGGCAGAAUGAGGGAGUCGUAAUUAUUACAAAUUGGUUCCCCGGUUAUCCACGGUCAGCUGAUUGUUGGACAAGAUCUUUCGAAUGGAAAAUGGAAAACUUUUGA
Molecule: messenger RNA, 976 nt
Organism: Caenorhabditis angaria
Lineage: Eukaryota; Metazoa; Nematoda; Chromadorea; Rhabditida; Rhabditidae
Source: the annotation of a GenBank genome assembly